Molecule: messenger RNA, 705 nt
Organism: Emiliania huxleyi CCMP1516
Lineage: Eukaryota; Haptophyta; Isochrysidales; Noelaerhabdaceae
Exons: 2
Coding region: 1-705 (234 amino acids)
Molecular function (GO): protein binding
Source: RefSeq, a predicted model, not a curated record
AUGCCGUGGGGCUCCUUCCUGCCCGUGUCCGUCCGGGUCUGCGUGUCGGCGCCUCCUCCGCCUCCCACCUUCGCGCCGAUUGUGGUGCCGCCCUCGACCCUGGUGGCAGACCUCGGAAAGACUUGUGGCGACGCCUCCCUCCCAGAGGGCAAGGUCACCUUCAUCGUCGGCGAUGACGAGGAGCGCCUCGAAAGCGUGAGCAAGAACGUGCUUCGCAUUCGGUCCGUGUUCUUUCGGACCAUGUUCGGCAUCGGCAUGAAGGAGCGCGACGCCGCCGAGGUCACGGUGUCCAACACCGACCUCGCCACCUUCACCGCCCUCGUCCGCUACCUCUGCACCGACCAGCUCGACCUCGGCGAGGAGGAGGGCGGCAGAGCGCAGCGCGCGCUCGACCUGCGGGAGCUGGCGCAGAUGUACCAGGUGCGGCGCCUCGAGCUGCUCUGCGCGCAGGCGCUGCAGGAGAGCGUGGGGCCGGCGACCGCCGUGCCGCUGCUCGAGGCGGCGCACACGCUGGGCGACGGGCGGCUCCUCGCGCAGUGCCGCCGCUACGUGGCCGACAACGCCGCCGAGGUGCGGGCGAGCGGCGGCGUGGAGCAGCUGCGCGACCUCGGCGUGGCCAAGGGGCUGCUCGGCGACGCGCUCGACCAGGUGGCGGAGCUGAAGGGGACGGUGGCGGCGCUCAAGGGGAACCGCACGCAGGGCUGA